CACGUGGUUGUGCAUUGUGCGUUUUUAUUGUUAGUUGUUAGUUAUUUUUAUUUACUAAAUUAAAACAGCUCCCGAGGUUCUUUAUCACAUAGUUCUCAUUAAUUAUGGGAAGAACAUCACGCCAAAGAUUAAAAAAGCAAAGCACAAAAAUAGAUGCGCACUUCAACAACACAAUAGUUAAUCUUCAAAAAUGGAUGUCUACAAAAGGUUGGAAAAACAAAACAAAAUUAAGAAUAAAAGCGUUUCCACAGACAGGUAGGGGAAUAAGUUCUGGAACAAAAAUAGCCUCGGAUGGAGUAUUGAUUUCUAUUCCAUUGGAUGCAAUGAUUACUUAUGAUACACUGGCAUCUGAAAUACUAAUUAACGAAAAAUUAACAAUACAUGAAUACCUGGCGCUGUUUUUAGCUAUCGAAACAAAUAAGGGAAGUAAUUCAAAAUGGUUCCACUAUAUUAAAAGUUUACCAGAAGAUACUCCUUCACUGCCUUGGUUGGCGAUGUCUGACGAAAUUCAACUAUUUCCAGUGGAUUUUCAAACAGAUAUUGAUAAGAAUAUUACAAUGUUUAAUACUUUUUGCUGUAGAGUUGCUAAUGUAUGCAGUUGUAUCCUUGAAACAAGUUUGUUAAAAUGGGCCUUCAUUAUGGUUAAUACAAGAGCAGUUCAUGUUGAUCCCAAUGUAAUAUCUAACAACUGUUUAAAUACUUUGCUGGAUGAACCUUCUAUGGCUUUGUGUCCAUUUCUUGAUAUGUUUAAUCACCACUAUUUAGCAAAAACUGAAGCUAAUAUAAGAUCUGAUGUGAAUUGCCUAACAUAUGAACUGAGAACAUCUGCUGAACAUAAAAGACAUGACCAAAUAUUUAUUUCUUAUGGUUCCCAUGAUAAUUUUAAAUUACUUUCAGAAUAUGGAUUUUUUAUUCCCAAAAAUCAGUACGAUGUGGUGAGGUUCUCUUUAAGAGAAGUCAUCGAUAUAUUAAAGUUUCACCUAGAUGAAAGGAAGUACAAAUUUAUUAAAAAUCAUAAUCUUCAAGAAAAUCUCUACAUCGGACAUGAUGGGGUAUCAUUUAACCUUAAGGCAGUUCUUUUUGUUGGUUCUAUUUUUGACUAUAACAACCUAAAUUCAAUAGUUUUUAGCGAUAGUUAUCCAGAACAAUUUUUAAACAAAAGUGUGUCACUAUUUGUAGGAAAAUUAAUAGAUUUUACAUUUGAAAGGUUCAAUUAUGAUUUCAAUAGAUUGAAAGAUGCUGAAAUAUUUAGUGAUAGCGCCAAAAUGGUGAAGGAGUUUUUACAUUAUAGGCUCAGCUUUUUAGAUGAUUUAAGAAAAAUAUAUGUGGAAACAGAUUAUCAUUGAAACUGACAAAAUGUUCAGAUGACAAGUGGUUAAUAGACAAGUUUGAAAACCAAAAAGUGUAUUAAUAUUCAAUAGAGCAGCCAUAAAAAUAAAUGAGAAAAGGAGUUGAAAUUUUAUUAAAAGAAGGUUACAUUUUAAACAUAGUCUGACAUGCGAUAAACUUAGAUCCGUUCAAGAACAGAUGGUAUUACCUAAUCUAAAGGUAAAACACGCGGUUGUUACAAGAUGAAAUUCUUGUUUCUAUAUGCUCCAAAGACUUUUGGACAUAAGGAAUCCAUUGUGUGUUGUAGUGGCAAACUUGUUCUAAACCACCAGAAUUUCGUAAUACAGACGACUGAGAAGUUAUUAAUGACUGUACAACGGUGUUAAAACGAGCAGAUGAUAUAACAAGACUAUUAUCUGGUGAGAAUUACCCUAUAGUGUCGUUGUUAUGAAAUAUUUGUAAAUUCCUGGAACUGUUGUGCCUUUUGAACGAGUCUUUUCAAAAGCAGGAUAAUUAUCAAACCUGAGAAGAAGUAGACUUUCCCCUACAAAUUUGGAUCAAAUAUUUUUUGUAAUUCUUACUGUUGAUUUUUAAAUUUUUCGUAUCUAAAAAUAAAAAUAGAAAAAAAAAAUAAAAAAUAAAAAAGGUUUUUUU
Messenger RNA from Diabrotica balteata, 1983 nucleotides. The record is from the annotation of a GenBank genome assembly. Lineage: Eukaryota; Metazoa; Arthropoda; Insecta; Coleoptera; Chrysomelidae.